CACCACCACCACCACCACCACCACCACUACAACGCGCACGACCACAACCACUGCUGCAGGGGACUGCCAGAACGGGGGCACCUGGGACGGCACCAAGUGCCUCUGCCCCGAGGCGUUCUACGGCCCCGCCUGCGAGUUCCCCCUGUGCCAGAACGGGGGCACCUGGGACGGCGGCGCCUGCCAGUGUCCCUCCAACUUCCAGGGCGUCGAGUGCCAGCUGGCCAAGGAGACCAUCGAGGUGGUGGAUGCGGUGGUGAACGCAACGGUGGACAUGACGGCGAAGGUGGAGAACAGGGAUUUCACAGCCGACCUCAACAACAAGUCCUCCAAGGCUUUCCAGGACUUCGAGAGGGAAUUCAAGCAGCAGAUGGCCGAGCUUUACCAGAGCAUAACGAGCUACCGAGGUGUGGAGAUCCACAGCCUGAGGAAUGGCAGCGUCAUCGUCAACUACACGGUCCUCCUGGAGGUGCCUGCCACCGCCACGGCCAACAGCACCGUCCAGGGCAUCUCCGCGGAGCUGGUCACCAUCGUCAACAGCUACCUCAACUGCUGCCAGAGCAACCCCGCCUGCGGGUUGUGCUUCAACGCCAGCUUCACCGAGGUCACCAGCGCCAAGGCUGACAGCGUUGACGAGGACCUGUGCGACGGCCAAGUCCCGGAGGGCUUCGAGGACUACUACUCCCCCGCGCUCACCGCCCUGGGCGUCCUCUGCGUCACCGUGUGCGACAAGCGAGCCGCCAGCCCCUACCGCUGCGUCCACGGCACCUGCAGCGUGGAGCGCUCGGGGCCCCGCUGCGAGUGCUCGGAGCGGGCGGCGUUUUGGUACCUGGACGGCUCCUGCGCCUCGCGCCUCAGCAAGCUGGGGGUGGCCGUGGGGGUCCCCGUGGCCGCGCUGGCCGUCGCCGCCGCCGCCUUCGCCGCCUUCCUGCUCAGGGCCCGGAGGCAGAACCUGGAGUACAGGUGA
Messenger RNA from Dromaius novaehollandiae (emu), 964 nucleotides. It is a transcript of the gene MUC3A, whose product is annotated as mucin 3A, cell surface associated. The transcript has 9 exons. The coding region runs from base 272 to 964 and encodes 230 amino acids. The record is from RefSeq and is a predicted model, not a curated record. Lineage: Eukaryota; Metazoa; Chordata; Aves; Casuariiformes; Dromaiidae.